GAAUGCGAAUGUUGUUAUUUAUUAAGGAAACUUAUUUUCUUCAUUUUAUUUAAUCUAAAGCACUAUUUGACGCUUAUCUCGCUACAAUACAGUAUGGCGGCGAAGAAGGUACAAGGCUACCUUGAUCAUCAUCGGAUCGGUCCUCUGUUUGAGGAUCUAAUGGCCAAGCUGAUCAAAGAUAAGCCAGAUCAACCCAUUCCAUUCUUGAUAAAAACCUUAAAGAAACUUCACCCAGAGGAUAUUACACACAGUAUUCCUCGCAGUCGUCCACCAUCAGGCAGUAAGCUAAAGUCACCAGUGUCCAGUAGUAUUGGUUUGACAGGAAAAACUAUGACAAGACAUUCUUUUGAUGAUUCAAGUUCAAGAAGAAGUGCAUUGGCAAAGUCAUGGGCAGCUCCAGACUCAUUCUCUGAUACACAUCAUGGACAUCCUGUAAGUGCAAGCAAGGCCACCAGAGAAUACAAUCGGCCAUGGCUCACAGGUAGUAAGAAAGUCAAGCCUGGAGAGGAUCAUGCUCACUCUAAUAAAGAAAACACAAGACAAGGUUUCAAGACACAAAAGACCAAUGAGAAAGUACCUUGGAAUUCCAAAACUAAACUGUCUUCUCAUGGUUUUGAUGAGAUGUUUGAACUUCAAAACAAAAUGGCAAAAAGCCAAGAGACUAAAGCAAAGGAAUACCAUGGAGCACAGUCUUGGGAAGACAGCCAAGAUUUUGAUUCUAGCUUGGACAAAAGGGGUUUGGGAUAUCCACUUGAUGUCAAGAGAAAGACCCUUGAGCCUUCAGAUGUGAUGACAGAUGAUGGACUAGAAGGUGAAGAGUUUAGAUUACCAAGAGAUGUGAAAACAGCAGGAGACAGUAGUGAAGGAAACUCAGUAAUGUCUAGUUACAGUUCUUUAAGGUCAAACAGGAACAAAGCUAAAAGUGCUGCAGAAGAACAUCGCAAACAUUUACAGUCCCUACUACAAAACACCACAGGAAACUGCCAGUCAGAUCACCACAGCAAGCUCACCGAUGAUGAUAUGGAUGAUGCAACAGAAAUCCUAGAGAGCUUCAACGAGCUGGAAUCUGAAGGCGUUGCAAACCCCAGUAAAACAGGAGCCAGGCUUUUGAAGUCUUCAAGAAUGGGAAGUUUGAGCCAAGAAGCAGUGAAAGUCAGCAUCUGUGCAAGAUGUGCAAGGAUAAUAUCUGGGCUUCAAAGUGACCAAAGAUCAGAUGCUGGAAGCACUUCCUUUAAUAGUGCUGGUGAUGAAGACUUCGAAAGUGUUUCUCAAGCAGAAAGCGUGACUGAUGGACCCCGCCGCAUCACGUGGCCUUCAGGUUUUGAUUCUGAAAGCGAAGCAACGACAAAGAAAGGGAUACCAAUGUGGCAGACCUCCAGCCCUCAGCCAGACAAGGGCAAACAUAUGUACAAGAAUUCAACUUUCCUAACAGAUCUAGCACCAAGCCCCAGACGACCACCAUCAGCCUCUACAGAUGACGUCAGUGAUGAUGGGUUGUUUUCAAAACCUGUGAGUAGAUGGCAAUACGGGGGAUACUCUUCUGAUAACGAGACUGAAACCAACUUCCAACGUGCGGGCAGUCCUGACUUGUCUGCAGGUCGACCCUGGACCAGGCCACCACCGGACAGUGCAAGUGAAGCUGGCAGUGUUGACUGGAUACAAGACCGCAACAAGAAGCGAGGUGGUUUUGAGUCUAGAGGCUUCAGACGCUCUGAUAUGACUGACGAUUCAGACCAAUGAAAAUUCAGUUAUCACGCCCGCAGUCAUGUUUAUUCUCACUAGAAUGAUAACCUUUGCAUGAUAUGCGCAGUGGAAAGUCAUCGUGAAGCGUACACAGGGAAAAAGUAUAUUAAUUAAGGCAACAUGGUUGAAGCGUUAAAAAGGCUCAUGGACCAGAAUGAUUAGGAAGAUAUUCUCCUCUUUAUGUUGGAAUCUGUUUAGUAUUUUGAUAACAGGAUAAAUUCUACUUAGCAUAAGAAUAUUCUUCAUAAAAGGAACCUAGCAGUCAUCUUACGUAAUUCUUUUAAGGGAUAGGAAUUACUAGUCAG
Messenger RNA from Actinia tenebrosa (Australian red waratah sea anemone), 2048 nucleotides. RefSeq lists its product as uncharacterized. Lineage: Eukaryota; Metazoa; Cnidaria; Anthozoa; Actiniaria; Actiniidae. The record is from RefSeq and is a predicted model, not a curated record.